This is a messenger RNA of Symbiodinium natans, 3231 nucleotides long. The record is from the annotation of a GenBank genome assembly. NCBI's taxonomy places the organism in Eukaryota, Dinophyceae, Suessiales, Symbiodiniaceae.
AUGCACUACCGCAGCGUAGAUGCCGGUGGGGGCCUGGAUGACUUGGAGGAGCCCACGCAAGCCAGAUCUGUGCCCUGCCGCGUCGAUCGAAGGUGGCAGGGGCCGCUGGUGCUUCUAGUCUUGGGAUGCCUGGUGUGCUCAUUGGCGUUCUGGGACGGUGCGGAUCUUAUGAAGCGCCUGAAGAGCAUGAGGUGGUCUUCUUUGGUUCAAGCUUGGACACAGGGUGCAGACCACAAUCAGCUGGGCACAGAGAUGGCGGAUGAUGGACUGCUUGGAAUCCCCUUCAUUAAAUCCAUGCCAGAGGAGCCCUCGCCAGACAGCCACGUCACGAAGGAAGAAGUAGAGCUGGGAAUCUCUCAGCUUGCAGUGGCCCGAGUAGAUUGCUGGAACCCGUGCCACAGCAAGGCGGGUUGGUGCCAUUGGUGCGGCCGUGGCCGUGCGUGCUGCCGGCAGGGUGCUGACGACCCUGCUGAGUGCCGCGGCUUCGGUGGUUCGUGGAGGCACGAGUGCGUCCGCAUCCCAUCACCUGCCGGUGGCCAGUGUGGAGGAUACGGGUGGCAAGGAUCCAGGCACUGCGUCCCAGGAUAUGCCUGCAUUCCCGUAAGUCGCCACUACUCUGAGUGUCGCUUGGCGGAAGCUGCUCGGGAGAACUGUGCUGCCCCGUACAGUGUUUGCGGGGGCUGGUACGACAAUGCUCCGUGGGAGAACUGCUGUGCUGAUGGCCACCAGUGUGCUCAGAUAAGCGUUGGCCUGGGACUGAAGGCCUCAAAAUGCGUGCCUCUGUCGCUCCUACAUGCUGGGCAGUCUUGCAUGGCCCACUGCCAGGCAGCCGGCGAGUGCGCGUGGUGUGGAGCAGGAAACGCAUGCUGCUCACGUAGUGGAAAAGGAGGACCGAUCGAGUGCAGAGAUGCUCAAUUCCUCACCUUCGAAACUUUCCAGUGCGUGGCAUCCAAGUAUUCGCCCACGGUGAAGCAUUGGGGACAAGAGUGUCUGCCACAUUGCAGAGGGCCUGGAAUGUGCAACUGGUGUGGUGAAGGUAGCGCCUGCUGCAGGGAGGGUGAUGCAGGUGAUCCCCGAGAGUGUCAUGGUGUGCGGAGCUUUAGCAGGUCCGAUUCGCAUGUUUGCGUCCGGCCCGUACAGAAAGUAUUUGAGGACCACGUGCAGCAAGACUGCUGGCAGCCUUGUGAUAAGGUGCCGGGCUAUUGCUCGUGGUGUGGUCAGGGCAUGGCGUGCUGCCGGAAAGGUGCCCAAAAUGAUCCAUACGAGUGCCAUGGAGUGACGUCCUUCAGCCGGCACGAUCGCCACGUAUGUGUUCUGCCCCUCUCCGCGAAACCUCCCAGUCUGCUGUCUGCAAGUUCUUCGAUUGUCAACCACGUAGGAAAGGACUGUUGGUAUGAGUGCGGCGGAUCUGGCUUUUGCAGCUGGUGUGGAGCUGGCAACGCUUGUUGCAGAUUUGGUGCGCACUUUGACGCGGAGGAGUGUAGUGGUGCCACUGACUUCAGCUCAGUUCAACAUCAUGUUUGUGUGGCAGUGCCUUCGAUCAUCAACAAGGUGCAGAUUUCUUCACAGCGGAUUAUCUUCAAUGGUCGUGAGCUUGGCGCAGGGGGGAAAGUUCGGGGUGUUGCAGGGACCGGAACUCAUGCAGAAGAGGCAUCGGACGCUGGGGUUGAUGCCAUCCGCACCUGGUCCCUACAGCAAUCCGUGGGGGCUCUGAAGACUCUGAAGGCCUUGAAGGCUAAGGGCCAGGGCCGUGAGCUCAAGGUGGCUGCCGGUAUCUACUUGUCGACUUACAAAGAUAAGUAUGAGGGCGAGUUCUGCAAGCUCGACCAUGCCUGGUGGAAGGAACAGCUGCGAGAAAUUCUGUCCAACGUCACCAUGCAUCGCAACGAUCCGGGGCUUUUGUGGUGGCAGGCUGGUAAUGAGCUGGAGCUUCAGACAGACUGGGCUGGUGGCUCCGAGUGCAUGUGGCGCCGCUUAGAGUGGGUGGUUCGACAUAUCAAGGUGGCCGACCCGAACCACCCGGUUGGCACGGCAAUCGCUGGGUUCCAUGCAGUGAAAGUUGGCCGCAUCAAUAGCCUGUGCCCCUCCUUGGAUUUUCUUGGCCUCAAUGUCUACGGUGGGGAUGCCUACAAGAUACCCCAGAAGCUCUGGAGCGCUGGCUGGACAAGGCCAUACGCUAUCACCGAGUUUGGUGCUGCGGGCGCAUGGAUGGUACCCCGAAGCCCAUGGAAGGCGCCAAUGGAGCCAAGCUCUACACAGAAGGCCAUGGGCCUCCGUCAGAUUCACCAAGAAUGCUUGGCGCAAGAGAGCUGUUUAGGCACGUUUGCUUUCAUGUGGGGCUGGAAGUGGGAGCACACGCCCACGUGGUUCAGCACCUUCAACGAGUGGCGUGCCACCGGCUUUGACGAACCAGCCUCGGAUGUGGUUCAGUCCAUGCAGGAGGUCUGGACUGGUAAAGCUCCCAGACACCCGGCACCCAAGAUCACUGCAAUAAAGGUCUGGGGACUGGAGGGUCCCACGCCCGCACCGCUGGGCGUGACGGUGCAGCGCGGAGCUGUUCUCCGAGUGGAUGUGAGUGCUGUCGAUAUGCCCAACAAUGACGCGAAAGCCUGGGAGAACAACGAUGUGGUGUGGGUACUGACGGGUGACAACCCCGCAUCGCCAUCACAAGCAGCGGCCACAAUCCCUGGAGCUGUCCAAGUCUGUCAGGGAACCAGCCCCCGUGACAAGCUAACCGCUCUGGUUCCAACGGCCAGGUUGGAAGAAGGUCAUGCUUAUCGGCUUUAUGCCUUUGUCCGCGACCACGUGCCGCAGUCCGGAGGCGAGUGUCUUCCUCCACAGGACGGCGGCGACUGUGACCUUGCUGUGAGAUGGAUAUUGAGCGAGGGCACGAACUUACACGCAGACUGGUACCCUGGCCUGAGCCCUGCAUCCAGCUAUGCGGAGGUGCAAGAAUUUCUGCACGAAAGCGGGAAGUGUCCACCCCCAUGCCAAGCACGGAAAGGUGUGACGGAAGCUUACGUGAACAUGCCCUUCAAGGUGUGUCAUGAUGCGACUUUUCCUGAGCCAUGUGCGAGAGAGAUUCACAAUCUGGAGCGAAAUCUCUCCACCAACCCGCGCGACUUCCCUGGGCUCUCUCCGACGUCGAGCUCAAAGGAGCUGCAAGCCUUCCUCCAUGGCAGAUCACCAAGCCUGUGCCCAGCUCCAUGCGAUCAUUGUGAGGCUUCUUAG